This is a messenger RNA of Stylonychia lemnae, 1098 nucleotides long. Lineage: Eukaryota; Ciliophora; Spirotrichea; Sporadotrichida; Oxytrichidae. The record is from the annotation of a GenBank genome assembly.
AUGUCAGUUUAUCAAGAUAGCUUCAACAAGUACACUUACCAGUCUCCAAUGAAGUCAACCACUUCUAAAUUGCCUGAGGAUAGAGAAUAUUCAGAUACUAGGUAUCAAGAAUCACCUGGCACUAAAUUGCUUAAGUAUGUGAAGAGUGAAUAUUUCGGCUAGAAAACUGAGCCUGUGAAAGAAUUUGUAGUUAAAAUGCUUGAGGAAAACGAAAAAUUAUCAAAGGAAAAUUAUGAUCUUCAUAAAUCCAAUACUUAGUUUGAGGAAUUCUUAAGAAAUAAUGAGAUGGAAACUUUGAAUAAAGACAACUUUGUAGGUUAUAGAGGUUAAGAAAUUUCAUAAUAUGACUGCAGGAUGCUACAAAUGGAAUCAGAAGAAGUAAGAGCUGCAAGAAUAGAGAAGAUGCUGGACAGAGAUACCUAGGAUUUAGUGGAAUAUGUUAAAUGGAUCACAAAUGACCUUGGAUUACUUAGAGAUAGAGUUAGGAUAGCAGAGAAGAUCAUUAAUGAUUUGAGAAAGAGUGGAGAAGAAAGUGUUGAAUCUCUUUUAAAUAAUCUUUACACUUAGAAGAAGAGACAAGAGGAGGUUGAGCAGGAGGCAGAUAACUUGAGGGAUGUUAUUAACACUAAGGAAUAUGAAAUCUCGAUCAAAGAGGAAGAAGUGAAUAAACUUAAACGUUUAAUUGAACUAGAGACAAGUGAGAAGGAGACAGAGAUUAAGCGCAUAAGACAUGACAUUGAUGAACAAUAAAAAGUACUAGAUAACUAAAGAAAGAUCAUCUAGGAAUUACAAAUUCUUAAUGACUUUACUCAGCAAGAUAUGAUCAAAGUUUCAAAGGAUCUUCAGAAGCGUAAUUAGGAGAAGACUGAUCUUUAACUUAGGUAUUACGAUCAGGAUCAAGAAACUACCAACCUCAAGUUUAAAUAAAAUACUUUAGAGGAGUAAUUACAUAGCAUGAAAAGCUAAUAUUUAAACACUUAAGGUAUUAAUCCAUAGUCGAUGCUAAAUAAAAAUGCAUCAGAAAAAUAAUCUCCAAGGUCUGGUAAAAAGGAACAUGGUAGAAGUAGAUCUCAACUAGCUGUUUUCUAUGUGCAAUGA